Staurois parvus is the source of this 615-nucleotide messenger RNA. NCBI's taxonomy places the organism in Eukaryota, Metazoa, Chordata, Amphibia, Anura, Ranidae. The record is from the annotation of a GenBank genome assembly.
AUGGCCAAGGUUCAGGUGAACAAUGUAGUGGUGCUGGACAACCCGUCUCCCUUCUACAACCCCUUCCAGUUUGAGAUCACCUUUGAAUGCAUAGAGGACCUGUCUGAAGACUUGGAAUGGAAAAUAAUUUAUGUGGGUUCUGCUGAAAGUGAAGAAUACGAUCAGGUGCUAGACUCUGUGUUGGUAGGACCCGUACCUGCAGGACGGCACAUGUUUGUAUUUCAGGCAGACGCUCCCAACCCUGGACUUAUUCCUGAUGCAGAUGCUGUUGGUGUCACAGUAGUUUUAAUUACAUGUACAUACAGAAGUCAAGAGUUUAUCAGAGUGGGUUAUUAUGUUAAUAAUGAAUACACUGAAACAGAACUGCGGGAAAACCCACCAGUGAAACCAGAUUUCUCAAAGCUGCAAAGAAACAUACUGGCAUCAAACCCUAGAGUAACAAGAUUCCAUAUAAACUGGGAAGAUAACACAGAGAAGUUAGAUGAACUAGACAACAGCAACCCCAAUCUUCAGUCAAUGCUUUCCACAGAGGGAAUGCCAUCUGCUUCAAAAGGCUGGCCUGCCUCAGAAAACUCACUCAAUGUCAUGCUAAAAUCUCAUAUGGACUGUAUGUGA